GUUUUCUGUUUUCCAGGUGUCAAUACACUCGUGCGGUUUCUUGAUUGUCGGAUGUUCUUGUUUUCCUGUCCGCCACCUUUUGUCGGUUUUCCCCUUUUCGGCGGUGUUCGACACUGCACACAUCUCGUCUUUGUUCGUUUGCCCGUUUUUCUGGGUUUUCUGUCACUUGCUUCCUCCGCAGUUUCCUUUCUCCCGUCGUGAAGCUGGCUCUCGAUGUAUCUGUCGCCCCUUCUCCCCCGUUUUUCCUCGGAAAGCAUCAAACACGCACGAAGCACAGGCGAGACAGGAGACAGAGAGGACGCUCGUCUUGAGUAGCGAAACGAGACAGAAAGAAGAAGAGAGAAGGAAAAAGAGGACCAGCAAGACGGAUGAAAAGAAGGACAGGGAAGAAGAGGAGGAAGGCGAAGAAAAGGACGGCGAAAAACAGGAAGGAGGCACAGAAGUGAAGAGCGGAGAGGAAGGAGAAGGAAACUAGGACGAGGAAGAUAACGGAGUGAAGAGAGAAAAGCGAGAUGGAAAACAGCGCUGCGAGUUCGUGGGGACCUGGGGCAGAACCUUCGGAGAGCGAGAGCGAAGAGGGAGGAGGCAGUCGAAGAAAACUUCUUCAGAAACAAAGAAAGGAGAUCAAGGACCUGCAAGCGGCGAGUAAACGUGCGAUUGCCGGGGCGAAGAUGAAGGGAGAGAAGCAGCGCCUGGAGCUGGAGUUUCGGCAGAAGGAAGCAGACCUCGUUGCUGCGCACAAGAGACAGCUCGCAGCUUUGUCCAAGAAUGCAGAGAAGGCAGAAUCUGAGGAGGCGAAGCAGGAGAUAAACGGAGAGCGAGAAGAGACAGAAAAUGCAGGGGUCUUCGCGGAAAAAACCACUGUGGCUGCUGGGGCUGCCAGCGCCUCGCAGGGCCGAGACACCGGCGCACCGACCGCGGGUGUCACCGCGUCGCCAGGCGAUAGCGCGGACGCGGUCGUCAACGCCUUCGCUUCGCUGAGGCUGUACGGCGGCGACGGAGCCCGAGAGCCUGCAAAGCUUUCCAAGGCACAGCAGCGCAGAAGGAAGAAACGCACAGAAGACGAGGCGAGAGAAGAAGCUCUUAGGCUCGAACGAGAAGAGGCAGGUCCAGAUCCGGGUCAAGUAGAGUGGGAGCUUCUGCGAACGCAUCUGCAGAAGCGAAACCUCGCCAUUCACUCCAUCGCUGCUGACGGGCACUGUAUGUACAGAGGCGUAUGCCAUCAGCUCCAACAGAUUUCUCCGCAAGGCGUCGAGUUUGCACCCGAACAUCCCGCGACUUGGGCUGUUGAACAGUUGCGGGACAAAGUUGCGGACUUUCUCGAAGCCAACCGCGAGGAGUUCCAGCCUUUCCUUGACGAUUCAGCUCAAACUGAGCAAGGCUUCGCGAAUUACUGCGGAAAGAUCCGCAACACUGCUGAAUGGGGAGGAGAAGUCGAGUUGCAGGUGAUUGCCAAGGUUCUCCAGCGACGCAUUCAAGUUGCCACAAUGAAUCAGGGAGAAUUUCUCCUCCUCACUUAUGGCGAGGAAUUCCCUGAAGAGUCAUCGCCAUUGCGCCUUACCUUCCAUCGCCACCUCUUGGCAGCUGGUGGGCACUACAACUCAGUGGUGCCGGCUUCUAGCAAGACAUCGGACUCUGAUGUCGAAUAAAGAGGCAUUGACAGGGUUUUCCGAAUGUUCUCCGUUCGGCUAUUUCUUUCCACAAUUUGCCCGCUUUUGUGUCCACAGGAGCCGCAAUCGAUCUCAGUGAAAGAUGUCAAGGACCACAGAAUUCCCUCUAGUCAGGGUGAACUUCUUCGCUAGUGCCCGUGUGUUUCUCGUUGUUUCUGUAGUGCUCUGAGGUCAUUAUCCACGCAUGCAUACGUAUAUAUAUCUGUAUAUAUAUAUAUAUUUGUGCGGGGAAAGAUGGAGCCGAGUAGAUGGUAGAGCGACUUAGAGAUAAGUAGAGAUGUGAAUUUAAAUAUUGUCUGCAGGGUAUGCAUGCAUCUCCUGUGCGU
This is a messenger RNA of Toxoplasma gondii ME49, 1996 nucleotides long. RefSeq names its product OTU family cysteine protease. NCBI's taxonomy places the organism in Eukaryota, Apicomplexa, Conoidasida, Eucoccidiorida, Sarcocystidae. Gene Ontology annotation, biological process: protein deubiquitination. Gene Ontology annotation, molecular function: cysteine-type deubiquitinase activity. The coding region runs from base 513 to 1649 and encodes 378 amino acids. The transcript has 7 exons. The record is from RefSeq and is a predicted model, not a curated record.